AUGCCUACGCCGUUGAGGAUUCUGGUGCCGAUAAAGAGGGUCAUUGACUAUGCUAUCAAGCCCCGAGUCAAUAAAGCCCGAACAGGCGUCGAAACCCAAGGCGUGAAGCACAGCAUGAAUCCCUUUGACGAGCUUUCGAUAGAAGCUGCUGUACGGAUACGAGAACGGAAAACCAUGCCAGUUGAAGACAUCCUCGCCUUCUCAGCCGGUCCCGAAAAAUGCACAGAUGUCUUACGAACAGCCAUGGCCAUGGGUGCAGACAGAAGCAUACACGUCGAGAUACCUGCAAGCGACGCUUCCUCCGAACUAGAACCUCUCGGCGUAGCGAAGGUGCUCAAAAAAGUGGUGGAAGAGGAAGGCAGGAACCUAGUCAUUCUUGGAAAGCAAAGCAUAGACGAUGACUCGGGCCAGACGGGGCAGAUGCUCGCAGCGCUGCUCGGAUGGGGGCAAGCUACGCAGGCAAGCAAGAUUGAGUUUGAAGGAGAGAAUCACGUCCAUGUGACCAAGGAGGUUGAUGGGGGCGUGGAAACAGUCAGGAGCCCAUUACCUAUGAUCAUCACAACAGACUUGAGGCUCAACGAGCCACGGUACGCGACGUUACCAAACAUAAUGAAAGCAAAGAAGAAGCCCAUUGUGAAGAAGACACUGAAAGACUACGCUGUCGAGGAAGGGAGGAGGCUGAAGACGCUGAAGGUCGAAGAACCUCCUCCGAGACAAGGUGGUGGCAAGGUCGAAGAUGUAGAUGGAUUAAUAUCUAAGCUAAAAGAGCUUGGUGCUAUAUAG
Bacidia gigantensis is the source of this 783-nucleotide messenger RNA. RefSeq lists its product as uncharacterized. Gene Ontology annotation, cellular component: cytosol. The record is from RefSeq and is a predicted model, not a curated record. The transcript is spliced from 3 exons. Bases 1 to 783 code for a protein of 260 amino acids. Gene Ontology annotation, molecular function: electron transfer activity. Lineage: Eukaryota; Fungi; Ascomycota; Lecanoromycetes; Lecanorales; Ramalinaceae.